Messenger RNA from Pseudonaja textilis, 736 nucleotides. RefSeq names its product lens fiber membrane intrinsic protein-like. Gene Ontology annotation, molecular function: structural constituent of eye lens. NCBI's taxonomy places the organism in Eukaryota, Metazoa, Chordata, Lepidosauria, Squamata, Elapidae. Gene Ontology annotation, cellular component: plasma membrane. The record is from RefSeq and is a predicted model, not a curated record.
UCGGCGGCAGCUGAGGUGGGCGACAGGCGCAUGGAAGAGCGAGCCGGAGGCAUCGGCGGGGAAUCGAACACUCGCCAAGGGCGUCUUCCUCGGAUCAUGGUGGGUCCCUGGACCGACUGUUGAAGAGCAUCUGUGACUGGGGUCCUGCCUUAAUUCGGAAAAUAAGAGUUCUCCCAAAGGAGACCCCGCUGGAGCGUCUCGACCACCAGGGGCCACGAUGUUCGGCUGGAUGGGAGGGGCCCUGUUGUGCGCCACUUCUGGGCUGGUCCUCCUCAUUGUUGCCACAGCGACGGACUUUUGGAUGCAAUACCGAUACUCCGGCAGCCUCAGCAACCAAGGGCUCUGGCGCUUCUGUGUGGGGAACAAAUGCCACCCGCACACCAUCACCCUCGCUUUCUGGGACGCCACGAGAGCCUUCAUGCUCAUCUCCAUCCUCUCUUCCUUUGCUGGGAUUAUCCUGGAGCUGAUGACCUACUCUGGCACCAAUCGCUUCUCCCGCAGUCGCUCGGCAGGGGUCACCCUCUUGAUCGCAGGACUCUUCGCCCUGCUGGGCCUCUCCGUCUACACCGGCGUGACUCUGAAUUUCUACAGCAAGCGCUACGCCGACUGGCGCUUCUCCUGGUCGUACAUUCUGGGCUGGAUCGCAGUCCUCCUGACCUUCUCAGCAGCUCUGUUCCACUUCUGUGCAGUCCGCAGAAAUUUGUCUACCGGUGGAUCCAGCGGGAUGAGUGGUUGA